Daucus carota subsp. sativus is the source of this 904-nucleotide messenger RNA. Its product is annotated as large ribosomal subunit protein uL22y. Gene Ontology annotation, molecular function: structural constituent of ribosome. The record is from RefSeq and is a predicted model, not a curated record. Gene Ontology annotation, biological process: cytoplasmic translation. Lineage: Eukaryota; Viridiplantae; Streptophyta; Magnoliopsida; Apiales; Apiaceae. The transcript is spliced from 7 exons. The coding region runs from base 145 to 696 and encodes 183 amino acids. Gene Ontology annotation, cellular component: cytosolic large ribosomal subunit; ribosome.
GAGUUGGGCAAGCCCACAUAGAUUGUUAAAACAACGGCCCAUCUCCGUCGAAACCCGCACUAGUUUUUAGGGUUUUAUCAAAACCUCGUGCGCCGCUUCUAUAUAUUGCCAAAGCUUCUCUGCAGAACCUCAACUUAGCUAGCCAUGGUUAAGUACUCCAAGGAACCCGAUAACCCCACUAAAUCCUGCAAGGCCAGGGGUGAGGGUCUUCGCUGCCAUUUCAAGAACACAAGGGAGACAGCGCAUGCCAUUAGGAAGUUGCCACUAAUCAAGGCAAAGAGGUAUUUGGAGGAUGUUCUGAUUCACAAGCAGGCCAUUCCUUUUACUCGGUUUUGUCGUGGUGUUGGGCGAACUGCUCAGGCAAAGAAUAGACAUUCCAAUGGACAGGGACGUUGGCCUGCAAAAUCUGCAAAGUUUAUACUUGAUCUACUCAAGAAUGCUGAGAGCAAUGCCGAGGUGAAAGGUCUGGAUAUCGAUUCGCUUUUCAUAUCCCACAUUCAGGUGAACCAGGCUCAAAAACAGAGGCGUCGAACAUACCGUGCUCAUGGAAGGAUUAACCCUUACAUGUCAUCACCUUGCCAUAUUGAGUUGACUUUGUCCGAAAAAGAAGAACCUGUGAAAAAGGAGCCGGAGACCCAAUUGGCCAGCGGCAAGUCUAGGAAAUCUCAAGCUCUGCGUAGUGGUGCAUCCUCUUGAUUGGAAAGAGUUUAGCUAGAACUAGUUAAUGUCCCUUGUGUGUUCAAUUGACCUUGGAAAACUUGAUUUUGUCAUAAUGCUUAAUGAAUAUGUUAUGUUACCCUGUAAAACUUGUUUGGAGUUGAUUCUGAGUUUUGAAAAAUCUCUUGAAGAACCUCAUAUAUUUGUAGAUCUUCCAAUGUUACUCGUUUGGGUAAUUCUUUUAUUA